AUGACGAAGCAAGAAAGUCCGGACCAGGAGAACACAGUCACCAUCCUCCUACUAGGAGACCCAGGAUGCGGUAAAACGACAUUCUUAUCUCAAGCUGAGCCUUUACGGGACAGUGACCAGCCCUUCCUUUAUGAUAUCCGUUUCUCAAAGAAGUCAUUUAGCCUCGAGUUAUAUGAUACUGCAUGUCCUAAUCAGCACUGGUCCACAUUGAAGCCGGACGUGGUUCUUCUGGCUUUUGAUAUAUCCAACAGAGAUACUUUGACCAAUCUCAAAACAUGGCGACACGAUAUUAUCCGGUACUUCCAACAUGGUCAGGGGGAACGGAUCCCCGUUAUGAUGGUAGGCUUGAAAAGAGAUUUGAGGGUAGAAGGCGAAGGUAUCAUCUACCCGCAAGAAACAUAUCGAAUCGCACAAGAGCUCCGGUGUGACCGUUACGCAGAGUGUUCUGCUGUUACGGGAGAACUUUUGGCAGAAACGUUCGAAGAUUUAGCGAGGCUUGCAGGCAUGACAACCACGGAUCGUGGGGGGCAGACGCAGGGUGGCUGUGUAGUCAGUUGA
This is a messenger RNA of Aspergillus oryzae RIB40, 558 nucleotides long. Its product is annotated as putative Rho-like small GTPase. The record is from RefSeq and is a predicted model, not a curated record. Gene Ontology annotation, biological process: small GTPase-mediated signal transduction. Bases 1 to 558 code for a protein of 185 amino acids. Gene Ontology annotation, molecular function: GTPase activity; GTP binding. NCBI's taxonomy places the organism in Eukaryota, Fungi, Ascomycota, Eurotiomycetes, Eurotiales, Aspergillaceae. The transcript has 4 exons.